AUGUUCCUGGUGGGGUUUCUGUUACCUCUAAUCUGGCAUUACGCACAUGCUGAUGCUAUUUGCCGCAGCAAUGGUCAAUUGAGCGUGUAUAUCCAGCCAGUUGAGCAAAAGGGAAUCAAGUUCGACAAAUUGUUAGUCAAUCGCUCGGUGCCGGCUCAAGUGUCCUACGAGGUUAGAUCUAACAGCCCCGAGGUCGACUAUGUCACUUGGGCACACAAUGGACAAACCGUCAAAGUGGAGGAAGGCAAUGGCGAUGGUCACGAAGUUUGGUACAAAGUCGAACGUCGAGGACCCGUGUUUCUUGUGGAGUUGCAUAUACCGCUUCCGACCCCGCCAAUUAUCCGUACUCGUUUGGGAGCCGUUCGGGCGAAUGAAGGUGAAUCGUUGACCGUCGAGUGUGAACUGGAAUCGUACCCACUUCCGUCGGAAGUUAUGUGGAAACGAGUGCUUGUAUCGGAACAAGGCAGUCAGUUGGUUCCAGUAGUAAAUGCCACUUUCACAGCCAAGGACGGUGUGCAAAAUGCAGUCAUGGAAUGGCAGGAUGCAACGCACGUCAGCGGACCCUACUUGUGCACUGCGAGGUCACCUCGUGGUUCAGACACUCAGCUUUUUGAUGUUCGUAUCAAAGGUAAAAGUGCGUUUAUCUGGCCGGCCGUCGGAAUAGCUUUGGAGUUAUUGGUGCUUCUCAUUACGAUUGUGGUGUACGAACGUCACCAAGCCAAACGUCGCAAGGCUGAAGAAAAUUGCCCUCUUAUUAAAGUUGUUUUCAUCAACCUUUACCGACGUUGUU
Messenger RNA from Opisthorchis viverrini, 790 nucleotides. RefSeq lists its product as hypothetical. NCBI's taxonomy places the organism in Eukaryota, Metazoa, Platyhelminthes, Trematoda, Opisthorchiida, Opisthorchiidae. The record is from RefSeq and is a predicted model, not a curated record. The transcript is spliced from 7 exons. The annotation marks the transcript as partial.